CGGCGGCACUCGGGAAGCAGAUCUUCCUCUCUCUGGGAUUUUCAGUGACUGCUGGUUUUGUUGAAGGCGGCACCAUGCCGUUCAUGCCAGUGAAGUUCACCCUGCAGAAGCGGGUGAAGCUGGCUCAGGGCCUCUGGAUGCUCUACUGGUUCUCUGUCAUCGUGGGCAUCCUCAUUUUCAGCCUCGGCAUCUUCUUCAAGAUUGAGCUGAGGAAGAGGAGUGAGAUGAUGGACAAUAACGAGAGCCACUUAGUGCCCAACCUGCUCAUCCUGCUGGGCGCCGUGGCCUGUGGCGUCAACGCCUUUGGGGGGAAGGUGUGCCACGACUCGCUGGACCCGCUCAAGUUCGCCAAGUGGAAGCCGAUGCUGAAGCCAUACCUGCUGCUGUGCUGCGGCCUCAACGUUGCGCUGCUGCUCGCCGCGCUGCUCUGCUUCCUCAUGCAGUUUGCGAUGUACCUGUCACUGGCCGACGGCCUGAAGAACGGCAUCAAGUUCUACAAGGACACCGACACGCCGGGCCGCUGCUUCAUGAAGAGGACGCUCGACAUGACGCAGAUCGAGUUCCGCUGCUGCGGGAACAACAACUUCAGGGACUGGUUCGAGGUGCAGUGGAUCAGCAACCGCUACCUGGACAUGAGCAACGACGUGGUGAAAGAUCGUGUCCUCAGUAAUGUGGAGGGAAAGUACCUGAUGGACAGCGUGCCGUUCAGCUGCUGUAACCCGGGUUCCCCGCGACCUUGCAUCCAGCACCACCUGACCAAUAACUCCGCCCACUAUGACUAUGACCACCGCAUCGAGGAGCUCAACAUCUGGACCCGGGGCUGCCGCGAGGCCCUCUUCUCCUACUACAGCAGCAUCAUGAACAGUAUCGGGGCGCUGGUUAUUUUCACCAUCUUUCUAGAGUCAGCAGACAUGGCGGGGCUGAAAUACCUGUGCACGGCCCUGGAGACCAUGGCGGACCCCGAGAACCCGGAGUGUGAGAGCGAGGGUUACCUGCUGGACAAAGGUGUGAAGGAGACGCUGGCAGAAGCUCUGUCCAAACUCAAGACGCUGGGCAAGGGCAACCAGGUGCAGGAGGGCGGAGCCACGGGCGAGGCCGCCACCUGA
This is a messenger RNA of Salarias fasciatus (jewelled blenny), 1106 nucleotides long. RefSeq names its product peripherin 2b (retinal degeneration, slow) (gene prph2b). NCBI's taxonomy places the organism in Eukaryota, Metazoa, Chordata, Actinopteri, Blenniiformes, Blenniidae. The record is from RefSeq and is a predicted model, not a curated record. The transcript has 3 exons. Gene Ontology annotation, biological process: visual perception. The coding region runs from base 75 to 1106 and encodes 343 amino acids. Gene Ontology annotation, cellular component: plasma membrane.